This is a messenger RNA of Mastomys coucha (southern multimammate mouse), 4810 nucleotides long. RefSeq names its product cholinergic receptor nicotinic alpha 5 subunit (gene Chrna5). The coding region runs from base 210 to 1613 and encodes 467 amino acids. The record is from RefSeq and is a predicted model, not a curated record. Gene Ontology annotation, biological process: nervous system process; monoatomic ion transmembrane transport; regulation of membrane potential. Gene Ontology annotation, molecular function: transmembrane signaling receptor activity; acetylcholine-gated monoatomic cation-selective channel activity. Gene Ontology annotation, cellular component: postsynaptic membrane; neuron projection; synapse. The transcript has 6 exons. NCBI's taxonomy places the organism in Eukaryota, Metazoa, Chordata, Mammalia, Rodentia, Muridae.
GGGGCCAAGCGCCGCGGCUCCGCCCCCGGGCUCCGCUGGUCUUCCACCCCACGGUGAGGUGGGCUUCGUGCAGGAGCUGAAGAGCGAGCGGCGAGCGGCGAGCGGCGAGCGGCUCCCGAGGAGCGAGCGGAGUUCGGCGGCAGCCCGCGUGCUCUGUCCCUCAGGGCCCGGCGUUAUCCGCGAGGCAGCCGUCGGCGGGCGGGCGGGCGAUGGCGGCGCGGGGGUCGCGGCGGCGCGCGCUGCGCCUGCUCUUGAUGGUGCAGCUGCUGGCGGGGCGCUGGCGGCCGGCCGGGGCGGCGCGGGGCGCGCGGGGAGGGUUGCCUGAACUAUCCUCUGCUGCAAAACAUGAAGACAGUUUGUUUAGGGAUUUAUUUGAAGACUAUGAAAGGUGGGUUCGUCCUGUGGAACACCUGAGUGACAAGAUAAAAAUCAAGUUUGGCCUUGCAAUAUCUCAGUUAGUAGACGUGGAUGAGAAAAACCAGCUAAUGACAACAAACGUCUGGUUGAAGCAGGAAUGGAUAGAUGUAAAGUUAAGAUGGAAUCCCGAUGACUAUGGUGGAAUAAAAAUUAUACGUGUUCCUUCAGACUCUCUGUGGAUCCCAGACAUCGUUUUGUUUGAUAAUGCAGAUGGACGUUUUGAAGGGGCCAGUACGAAAACAGUUGUCAGGCACAAUGGCACUGUCACGUGGACGCAGCCAGCAAACUAUAAAAGUUCUUGCACUAUAGAUGUUACUUUUUUCCCAUUUGAUCUCCAAAAUUGUUCCAUGAAAUUCGGCUCGUGGACGUAUGAUGGAUCCCAGGUUGAUAUAAUCCUAGAGGACCAAGAUGUUGACAGAACAGACUUUUUUGACAAUGGAGAAUGGGAAAUUGUGAGCGCGAUGGGGAGCAAGGGGAACCGGACGGACAGCUGCUGCUGGUACCCCUACAUCACAUACGCCUUCGUGAUCAAGCGGCUGCCUCUCUUCUAUACCCUAUUUCUUAUUAUACCCUGCAUCGGGCUCUCAUUUCUCACUGUGGUUGUCUUCUAUCUCCCUUCAAAUGAAGGUGAAAAGAUUAGCCUGUGCACUUCGGUGCUUGUCUCUCUGACUGUCUUCCUUCUGGUCAUUGAGGAGAUUAUACCAUCAUCUUCCAAAGUCAUACCUCUGAUUGGGGAGUACUUGGUAUUCACCAUGAUCUUUGUGACCCUAUCCAUCAUGGUGACUGUCUUUGCCAUCAACAUCCACCACCGCUCUUCUUCCACACACAAUGCUAUGGCGCCUUGGGUCCGGAAGAUAUUUCUCCACAAGCUUCCCAAACUACUGUGCAUGAGAAGCCAUGCAGAUAGGUAUUUCACCCAGAGAGAAGAAGCUGAGAAUGGCGGUGGACCUAAAUCUCGGAAUACUUUGGAAGCUGCGCUCGAUUGCAUUCGCUACAUCACGAGGCACGUGGUGAAAGAGAACGACGUCCGAGAGGUUGUUGAAGAUUGGAAAUUCAUAGCCCAAGUUCUUGAUCGGAUGUUUCUAUGGAUGUUUCUUCUGGUUUCAAUCAUUGGGACUCUAGGGCUGUUUGUUCCUGUUAUUUACAAAUGGGCCAAUAUAAUAGUCCCAGUUCACAUUGGAAACACAAUUAAGUGAAACCAAGAAACUACACUGUGGAUUUAGUGAGCAGUCAUGCAGCUCUUAGGACACGUAUGCCAUUAUGAAAAUAUUUACAAUUUGAUAUAGGCUGUAACAGAUUAGCAGUUUCUGACAUUGGCUUAAUGUUGUCCAUUAGAACUGCUGUAACAAUCCUGAGUAGCAACAUUGUCCACCCGCACUAGUGAAGGCCUUUGCACCUUGGCAAAUCCUACUAACUUGCAACCAUGAUGAAGGCCAUCCUUGGAGUGCUGGAAAAAUCCAACUAUAUUUGAAGACUGUUUAAAACUUUUCCCCAAAUUUAGUAAAAGCAUAUAUUUGUGUGGUUUUGAAUUUUCAGAAUGGGUCUUGUUACAUUGUCCAGGCUGGCCCUAAACCUCCUGAGUAGCUGGGACUAUGGGUGUGUUCCAUUUUGCCCUGUUCUGUAUUCAUGGAUACAGAAUACAUAUACAAAAUACAUCGUACUUUUAUAGGAGGCAAGCCAAUUACUUGGUUUAAUAAUAACUAUUGCUGUGAAGAGACACCGUUACUAGCAACUCUCAUAAAGGAAAACAUUUAAUUGGUGCUGACUUACGGGUUCUGAGGUUUAGUCCAUUAUCGUCACAGCGGAAACAUGGCAGCUUACAGACAAACAUGAUGUUGGAGCCAAGAGUUCUUUACAUCUGGAUUGACCGGCAGCAGGAAGAGAGAGUGAGCUACUGGACCUGGCUUGGACUUUUGACACCUCCUAGUAGUGCCACUCCCUGGUGAUCAAGCAUUCAAUCUAUGGGCCUAUGAGAGCCAUUCCUAUUCAAACCACACUUGAUAUGUUAUUCUUUACUGACAUUUUUAAUAUGUGAAAAUGGUUAAUUAGAAACUCCUUGAGUUCACCUUAUUCUUCAUAUGGUAAUAUGGAAUGGCUUUUGUGUUAACUAAUUUUGCAGUUUGCCUUCCACUGAAAACAUAUAACAGGUCACUCCUGCAGUGGCAUAUUCUUUGUAAUGACUUCAGUCCCCUCAUCCACAUUCUCUGGUUAGGAGAUCUACUUAUGUACAUUAUUUAUCCCCAGUUUCAGAAUAAUACUGCAGCUGCACAGAUUCCCAUCUCAAAAGGGGAUGCCAUGUCUCUGUCUUGAUAAUUCUGUGGAAAAACCAUUCUGGGCUGGAUAUGCUGUCUCAUACCUGUCAUCUCUACUUUCAGGAGGCAGAGGGAGGGGAAUUGCUGUGAGUUGUAGGUCAGCCUGGAUUACAGUGUGAGACCCCGUCUCAAAAGCCAAACAAACAAAAAUUGCCUUCUGAGUUGAUGUAAGCACACUGUCGCAUCUUUGAGUGUCUCAGUCAUCUUUCACCCCAAAUAUAAUCGUCAAAUCUUAGAGCGAAACGCCUUAGAUAUAGGUUAGCUAGCCUAUUACUAGGUAUGAUAUCAGUCAGUACAGUAUAAUGUAACAUGGGUAAAACAGUUAAACUUCAGCCCAAGUGCCCCAUUGCAUUUGAGUCACAACACUUAGUUGUAAAGUUAGCAACUUCCUCAGUUAUUAAUAAUAUAAUCAAUGGCUUAAAUUCAAGUCCGCAUUCUUUGGGAGGCAGGAUGGACCCUGUCGAGUUUUAUUUUAUUGAGAUUAUUGUGCUUGCUACUGUUAGAGUGAGUGAAAGUCUGUACUGUAGUUUAGUAAAUGUCCCUCAAAGGCUCAUUGUUGAAAGCUUGGUCAUGGUGGGUUGGGGAGGCAGUGAGAUCUUUAGGAGUAGAGGGGGCUCUAGCUCUAGAGGGGGGAAAGCUAGGUCUCUAGGGGUAUUGAGGGUAUUGAGACCCCAGCUCUUCCUUUUGCCUCCCAGGCACCAUGAGGUGGACAACGUGGCUCCACUCUUGUGUCCCUCAGUGUUAUAUACUGUCUUGACACUGAUCUCAAAGCAGUGAGCCAACCAGUCAUGAACUAAGGCCUCUGCAAGCAUGAGCAACCACAAAGCUUUCUCUUAAUUAUCUCAAGUAUUUUCUUGAUUGUCUCAAGUAUUUUUUCCCAUAGUAACAGAAAGCUAAUAGACUAUUAGUACUCCAAAGUGGAAUCUCUGGUGUGACUUCUGCUGUGGAGUCUACUAGUCAUUCUAGACUUCUAAAAAGGUAGGACUAGAACAAACAAACAGUUCUGCCCAAGGUCAGCUUGGAAAACCAAUGAGUUUACUGUGGCUACUUGUAGGAACCUGGGGGAGGGGCUUCUUCCAGCAUCACAGAUGACUUGGGAAGCAGAACCAUGGGAAGCCCACCUAGCCUGGGUCACAGCUUUUACAACCCACAGGCUUUCCUCUUUCCCAGCAGUUGUUUGCUAUUUUUAAAAACUCAGGAAUGAAUCUUCAGAGUCUGUUAAGUCCUGAGAGUUUCAUGAAUCUUGUGAGCGUCCCUCUUCCCCCUAGAAGGGAAUGUUUCAAUCUGAAGGAUACAGCCACAUGACAGGGUGGGUAGUUACUGUGAUGAUAAGUGAUGGUGUAGCUCUGAAGCCUUUGGAUUUGAUCUGUACAAAGAAUCUGGAAAGGUUUAAAGAAAUGGGCUAGAGAAAGCCUAGGACGUAUAAACAUGGAUCAAUAGGCACUUGUAUGAGGACUUAAGACCAAACCAGACAUGCUAUUACCAACGUUCUAGCCGCCCUUCAGAACUUGCGGGUAAGGCCUUAUUUCUGAAGUAGUGCCUACUCAAGUCUUGGAACAUGAAAAGAUGGAUCUGGUACUGACUUGGAAGGCUCAUCCCGACUGGACCGCUUUCAUAGUGCUGGAAGGUGCUACAAAAGCUACAGAGGACAAACGCAAUCACCAACUGACUGUGAACCUUAUGAACUAUAAUAACAGCUGCCUGGCAAGAUUCACUCUCUGGCACCAUAGCAUGUGAACAUCACAAGAGUGCCCAACCACUUUCUGUUGGCAGUUGCUAGACACUGGGAGGAGAGCUAGGUUUCUCUAACAGAGUAGCCCCUGGUAAGGACCACAUUCCAGUGGGAGGCCAUACACCCAAGACUGCUUGGGCAACACAAAUUGGUCUUGAUAAAUGCAUUUUUUUAUCAUCAUUUUUAAAGGGCACAAAGUUGAAUGAGUCAAGAAGGGAGAGUGGGUCUGGGAAGAGGUAAGAGGAGGUGAUGAGUAUGAUCAAAAUAUGUAUUCUCAAUGAGUAAAAUAUAUAUUUUAAAAGUGAAGCCAAGUGCUUGGCACCAGGAUAAUAAAAUACUGUGAAGGCGU